AUGCUAUUGUUCAAACAUAGCAAACAGUUAAUCAGAUCAUGUGUUCAUGUUCCACGCUAUUUUACAUCGUGCCUGCCAAGAUGGGACGACAGUAAGAUUGUAGUAGAGCGCCCUGGACCGGCAUCACCACUAAAAGAAUUGCAAAGAUUGAACAUCAGUAUUCCCAAGGCAAACAAAAUGCCCUCAAGACCAACUAUAUCGGAAUCGGACAUCGAGGAAAAGUUCAUAAAGGGAGGGUCAGGUAAAGGUGGACAGAAGAUCAAUAAGACCAAUUCUAAAGUUCAGUUGACUCACAUACCAACUGGGAUAGUUGUUACAUCACAGGCCACUAGAUCAAGAGAGCAGAACAGGAAAAUUGCAAGGCAAAUUUUAGCUUCUAAGAUUGAAGAUAUGGAGAAGGGUGUGUUGAGUCGUAACCAAAUCGUCAUAGCCAGGAAACAAAUGGUCAAGCAACGCGCUAAAAGAAAGUCCAAGGCGAAAUACGCCAAACUUGCAGAAGAUAAGAAAAAGAAAGAAGGUGAUGUUAAAGUAGAAGAAACCGAAGAAGGCGUAGUGGUUAUCGUCGAAGAUGUUGUAAAUGACAACAAUGGCUGUAAUAGUAAACAAUAA
Molecule: messenger RNA, 609 nt
Organism: Pichia kudriavzevii
Lineage: Eukaryota; Fungi; Ascomycota; Pichiomycetes; Pichiales; Pichiaceae
Exons: 1
Coding region: 1-609 (202 amino acids)
Biological process (GO): translational termination
Cellular component (GO): mitochondrion
Molecular function (GO): translation release factor activity
Source: RefSeq, a predicted model, not a curated record